Messenger RNA from Epinephelus lanceolatus (giant grouper), 3871 nucleotides. It is a transcript of the gene meis1b, whose product is annotated as Meis homeobox 1 b. NCBI's taxonomy places the organism in Eukaryota, Metazoa, Chordata, Actinopteri, Perciformes, Serranidae. The record is from RefSeq and is a predicted model, not a curated record. Gene Ontology annotation, biological process: regulation of DNA-templated transcription. Gene Ontology annotation, molecular function: DNA binding.
CGGGUUUCAGCAGUCUGGUCCAGAUCCUCCGCUCCUCCUCAGCUCAACACACACAUCCAUUGUACACAAACGGGCAGGCGGCUCACGCAUACACACGCAUUCACACACAUACAGACACAUACACACACAUAUAUACGCACACACGCACAGCAUCGAUCGUGGCUCCUUUAAGAAAGCCUAAGCCAGAAUUAUCACCCCACCUCCUCUUGAUCUCCUCUAGACGCUUUUGCAUAAGAAAAUCAAGCCGGGAGCCGAGAGUGAUCAAAGAAAACGAGAGGAGAGCUGCUUCAUUUUUUAACUGUGAUUGUGACCAUUAACAUUUAGGUGGUGCCGAUCCCGUGGAGACGCGCGUCGGACCAUCAUUCAUCCGGUACUUUUGACAAGCCCUCGCGUUUUGACUGACAGGCGGAGUGGCAAAAAGCCAUGAGAGUCGCCAGUUUUGUUUGAGGGGCUAUUUUAUUUUCAUCCUGGUUUUGGAAAAGGAGCCUGGCGCCGCUGCCCCGAGGAUAGCCGAGGACCUAUUCACCGCGCCUGGGCUAAACUUGCGCAGAAAGCGGGGGCUGGCUUCACCGUUCCGUGGAAAAAGAAGCAUACGGGAUUUUGGCUGAAACAUCUUCCCAUUUAUUUGGAUUUUCUUUCUUCAUUUCGUCUCCACCCUGGCCUCAGAGGGGAUUUAUCUAAACUGAAAGGACGACCAGGGAGUCAGGAGGGUUAUGGCGCAACGGUACGAAGACUUGCCCCACUACGGGAUGGACGGGGUGGGCAUCCCGACCACUAUGUACGGAGACCCGCACGGCGCCCGGUCCAUGCAGGCGGUGCACCUCAACCACGGGCCCCAGCUGCACUCUCACCAGUACCCGCACACCGCCCACACCAACACCAUGCCUCCCAGUAUGGGCUCCUCUGUUAACGACGCUCUCAAGAGAGAUAAAGACGCUAUAUACGGGCACCCCCUGUUCCCCUUGCUUGCACUGAUUUUUGAGAAAUGUGAAUUAGCGACUUGCACCCCCAGAGAGCCCGGGGUGGCGGGAGGAGACGUCUGUUCAUCGGAAUCUUUCAAUGAAGACAUAGCAGUGUUUGCAAAACAGAUUCGGGCAGAAAAGCCUUUAUUUUCAUCAAAUCCAGAGUUGGAUAAUCUGAUGAUUCAAGCCAUUCAAGUUUUACGAUUUCAUCUUCUGGAGCUGGAGAAGGUACACGAGCUGUGUGAUAAUUUCUGUCACCGGUACAUCAGCUGCUUGAAAGGCAAGAUGCCCAUCGACUUGGUCAUAGACGACAGAGAGGGCGGGUCCAAAUCAGACAGCGAGGAAAUCACGAGAUCAUCGGUGGCCCUUGAUCAGACGUCCUGGAACAGAGAUCAUGAUGACACGGCGUCCACACGCUCCGGAGGAACGCCGGGGCCAUCCAGCGGCGGGCACACAUCACACAGCGGCGACAACAGCAGUGAACAGGGUGAUGGCCUGGACAACAGCGUGGCUUCACCGAGCACAGGGGAUGAUGAUGACCCGGAUAAAGAGAAGAAACGCAACAAGAAGAGAGGGAUCUUCCCUAAGGUGGCCACCAACAUUAUGAGAGCAUGGCUCUUUCAGCACCUAACACAUCCCUACCCGUCAGAAGAACAGAAGAAACAGCUGGCGCAAGACACAGGCCUCACCAUCCUACAAGUGAACAACUGGUUCAUUAACGCCAGGAGGAGAAUAGUCCAGCCCAUGAUUGACCAGUCAAACCGUGCAGUAAGUCAAGGAGCUCCCUACAAUCCAGAUGGCCAGCCGAUGGGGGGCUUCGUCAUGGACGGCCAGCAGCACAUGGGAAUCAGACCACCUGGACCAAUGGGUGGAAUGGGCAUGAACAUGGGCAUGGAAGGUCAGUGGCACUAUAUGUAGCCCCGCCCCAGUCCGACCAAUCGCAACACAAAGGGGGAUAACUGCAGGGCAAUCCAGGGGAUCACCUGUCUCACAGAAGCCUACAGAGCAUGGGAACGGGACUCCUUGAAUUCCUGACGAAGACAACCAACAGCAACCCCUCUGUCCACCUCCAAGACCCAACGACAUUUUAUUUGGCUGAUAUCUGCAACAUGGAAACCCUCCAUGACUGCCUACAACCCUUAUCUAUGUAUCCAGCGACGGUGAUGCACAGAAGAUCAAACUAUGUCCUACCCAGAUGACCCCUCCCUGUCCCGACAGACCCCUGCUUCCUCUCUGGUGGACACUAGACUUCGCCCCCCUUGCCACUGCCCACUAGGUUCUCAUGGAUUCCUCCAUUACAAGUGAUUGUGAUUGCGAUUGCGAGCAUAGACGACACACGAGAGAGACACACUGUGUCCUUUGCCUGUACCUUCGGUGAAUGCAGCACCUGGUGAUAUAUUCUAGACUCUUUGGCAAACAAGAGACUUCCUGUGAAGAGCACUCCACUCUUUGGGACGAUGGAAUUGGACCAAGGAGAAGCCAAUGUCUGUAUCUGACAGGACACUAACAAAGCAAAAGAGGUGCCCUUUAAAAAAUAUAGUGGAUUGAAACAUGGAAGGAGGGAAAGCAAGAGAAAAGAAAUUAAAAGUAUAACUAUAUCAACCCCUAGCUUGGGAAGCAAGUGGAGAAAGAAAAUAUACUGUAUACUGUUGUAAAAUUACGCUGGACUCUCACAAGAACUGGGAAUUUAAGUAUUGUAAAUGCUAUUGUAUUGUUCUGCAUAUUAUGUUGUUUCUAAUAGAUUUUUUAAAAAAAGGAUGUGAACUUUUUUCUCUUUUUUUCUGAUUUCUUUCCACACUAUGUGUGUGCCGUCUCUCCAUCAAAUUUGACCUCCUGCCCCCUUCCUCCCUCCAUUGAAUCACAAUGCAUUUUUAAAAGAAAAAAAAAGUGAAUAAAUGGACAAUUCGAUCAGUUUGUCAUUUCUCUAAGGCCUUUCUUUUUUUAAACAUACAGUGCACACAGCCCAUCCACGUACAUGGAGGGAGCAACUAACUUGUGUUACUGUUGCUGUAUCUACACCCUGUACACUCUAAUUUGGAUGAUUUUUAGAAAACAUUUUCAUAACAGCUGACUAUAUGCUCCUCUACAUGAAAAGCUCUUAUUGGUAUAAAGAAUUCUCUGCACAUUUGGGGGUCGUGAAACUCUUAUAACUCAUUGGAUCUACUCCAAACACAACGACACAGAGCUAAACACAGUUUCUGAGAAGCUAACAGUUUUGGACAUACAAAUGCCAUUGUCCAUUUCAUCAUUUUAUCCAUUUUACACUCUGUUCACAUGAGGACAGAUACAUUAUGUUGGGGCUAACAUCAUGACAAGCUAACAAACAUGCGACAGAACCUCUGCUAAUUCUCACAAACAAUCUAAAAAAGUCACGGCGGGUGGGAAACUACAAGUGUGUGUCCCGCAAACAUGCUGUUUCCUGUUUUGCUCCAUGUGUGUCUGUGAUUGAGGGCCUCUGAACGUCUAUUCCAGUGUCCUAUUGAUGUGUUUUAUGUCACAAGGCCGUGCACUUGCCUAGCCAAUGGAUUCUCCCCCCCCCCUCAAUGUUUGAUGCAGCCUGAUAACAGGGAGAGGCAGAAGCUAUGGGAAAACACCAUUUAUACCACAGUCAAUUCAUUUUGAUUUAACCCAAUGAUGUAAUGCUGAUCAACAGACAGGAGAGAAUGUAAAAGUCACUGUGUGUUUGUGUUUGUGUGUGUGUGGCAGUACAUAUGUGAGGACGAACAUGUGUGUGUGUGCGCAUAAGUGCUUGUGUGGGUUAUCAAUGCAUCCAUUAUCCAUUGCUUCAAACAUGUAUUACGCACAUCUUUAAGAUUCCUUUGAAGACAAGUCAUGUUUCUUAUGCUUUUACUUUGAAGGGUAUAUAUGUACAUCUGUGUUGUAAAUAAAUUCUUUUUGUUCAAAUAACA